AAGUACCUUGCGUACAAAGGCCAUCACAUCACCUUCCUGCCCUCUCUCUGAUACCAUGUCCGACCAAGCACAAAAAGACGCCCUCACCAUCGCUGAUGCGCAGAUGACCAUCGAGAGCGCCCUCGACCACGCGAAACGCGCAUUCGCGCUCAAAAAAUACGAGCACGCCGUGGACCAUUAUGCCACGGCGCUCGAACUCAUGACCACGAAGCACGGCGAGGACGCGCCGGAGAUGGCCGACGUGUAUUUCGCGUACGGGAAGGCGCUCCUGGAGAACGCGAUCGCGCAGAGCUCGGUGCUGGGCAAGGAGCAGACGGAGGAAGGGCCCGAUGGGACCGAAGCCGAAGAUGCGGCUGCGAAGAAAGGCGCGAUCCUGUCGUUCUCGGGGGACGCGGAGGAUGUCGAAGACGCGGCUGUGGAUCUAUUCGCGGAAGCGUCCAGGGCGGUGGCGGAGGAGGAAAGGGAAGAGGAGGAAGAGGAGGGCGCGGAGGGCGCGGAGCCGGAGGACGACUUCAAUGCUGCGUGGGAGGUGCUCGAUCUCGCACGCACGAUAUACGACAGGCAGAAGGACGAAGACGAGGAGGUGCGGCUGAAGUUGGCCGAUACAUAUAUCACGCUUGGAGAUGUGUCGCUCGAAACCGAGAAAUUCGAACAAGCCAUCACGGACUACACUGCUGCACUCUCCCUCAAAACCGACCUCCUCCCACUCUCCUCACGUCAAAUCGCGGAGGCACACUACAAGCUUAGCAUGGUGCUCGACCUCACGUCCGGGAGGCUGGCCGACGCAAUUAUGCACGCGCAGCGCGCCCUCGAGAGCGUCGACGCUCGACUGUCGGAGUUGAAGGAGGGAUUGACCGGGACCCUGAAGCCUGCGGAAGUGCCUACACCUGCAGAAGAUGUCAAAGUGGAUACCAAAGGAAAGGGCAAGGCAACAGGUGCGAAGUUGGUCAGGGACGACCUGGUGCAGAAUAUGAGCCGGGCCCAGAUCGAGGCCGAGGUGAAGGAUUUAUCGGAGUUGAGAGAGGAUUUAGCACUAAAGGUUGACGAGCUCAAGUCUUCACCAAACGAUAGCCACGCAUCCGCACCAGAACUCGCUGCGCGCGCCCUUGAUGAGGAGUUGCGCGCAGGCUUGACGGGCGCUUCGCUUGCGGGCACGAAGCCGCUCCCCGUGAACGAUCUGACGACGAUGGUCAAGAAAAAGAAGAAAGCGCCAGACGCCAACGGCGCGGAGAAGCGCAAGGCGGACGACGAGAGCAGCAACUCUCCUGCGGAGAAGAAGGCUCGCUUGGAGGACGUCGCUGCUCCGCCUUCAUGAGCUGACACUUCUGAUCGUGCUGUUUGGCCGAUUCACGGUGCACCACCUCAGCGCUCGGGUCUCGAUUUUGUAUCCUUAGUACAGUCUUGUUUGACGAUCUCUACUCCUAUAUAUUUACUUAUGCUAC
Messenger RNA from Heterobasidion irregulare TC 32-1, 1442 nucleotides. RefSeq lists its product as uncharacterized. Gene Ontology annotation, molecular function: histone binding. Gene Ontology annotation, biological process: DNA replication-dependent chromatin assembly; CENP-A containing chromatin assembly. The record is from RefSeq and is a predicted model, not a curated record. Bases 56 to 1315 code for a protein of 419 amino acids. The transcript has 6 exons. Gene Ontology annotation, cellular component: nucleoplasm. Lineage: Eukaryota; Fungi; Basidiomycota; Agaricomycetes; Russulales; Bondarzewiaceae.